Haliotis rufescens (red abalone) is the source of this 2252-nucleotide messenger RNA. RefSeq lists its product as uncharacterized. The record is from RefSeq and is a predicted model, not a curated record. Bases 154 to 1158 code for a protein of 334 amino acids. NCBI's taxonomy places the organism in Eukaryota, Metazoa, Mollusca, Gastropoda, Lepetellida, Haliotidae. The transcript is spliced from 2 exons.
GAGGAGUACCCAGGACCCAUUCGCCACUAUGCUUAGAAAGGAAGUGACGUCACCAACUGCGUCGAUCCUAUAUCUAGCUCAGUACAGCGUUUCUUUCGCUCGUUCGCUCACAUUACGAAUUAUCAACUAAAAUAACAUUCCAAUCUGCGCACAAUGGCAGGAAACCGGGCUCCGUCUUGUCAUCUGUGGUUCGAUGACCGGGAGAAAGGCGACAUCCUGAUGCACGACGUGCAUGUGCCUGGUCAUGGGGUCACUCGGUGCACAUAUUACUGCUGCAUGCAGUGGAAUGGGGGUCGCAAUGGUUUGGGUUAUUGUGGUAUUCAAGAACACCCGAAUGGACAGUGCUACAUCUUCUCAAUCUGGGAUCCUACAACAACCAACGAGGCCAUAGAACCGGUUUACAGACAUCCAGGAACCAAGACGGAAAAGUUUGGCGGAGAAGGAACCGGUCUGAAGUCGAUGAAUUUCAGCAUCGGAUGGAAGCCAGACCAGUGGUACACAUUGGUUGCUAGGAGAUGGGACUACAAAGAACACACCUACUUCGGGUUUUGGGCUCGGGACCAGAUUGCCAACACGUGGUUCCAUCUCGUUUCCAUGGAUUUCCCUGUGUCGGAAAUAUACUUUGAGACACCCACCGUGUGCUUCAUCGAAGACUGGAUUGGCAAUGGGGACAAAUACAGACGCGUCAACUUCAAGAAUGGCUACAAGAGAACGACCGAUGGUGCCUGGCUGCCCUUCCAGAAGGCGACGUUCAAUGUGCUCCAAGAAGAUGCUUGUAGGUUAUACAACCACAAUUAUGACGGGGGGAUAGACUGUAAUGACUUCUUCAUGCAGACUGGCAAGGGGACCACACCUUCUCCUAUUUUGGCCACCGACCGGAAGUUCUCAUGUCAAUCCGCUGCAAGGUCAGAACCAUCGAAUGACCCCAUUUACUUCACAAUAGAGGAAGUGACGUCAAAAGAGGUCACGUGGUCCGUCCCAGAAUCCUCGACACCCCAGUUCUCCUACAGGGUUAUCGUUGAUGGUGUAGAUGUAGCUCGUGAAGUUGAUCCAGGCAAAAGAAGCUGCAUCAUUAACGCAACUUGCAGGUCAGAGGUGAAGGUCGUUUUAGAGGACAUCAUUGGGAGAAGGCGAUCGUCGACUGUGCGGGUUGAGUGACAUUAGCCAUGUGCGAAAAAAACACACAUAUCACACCUAUUACUCCAGUGCAAUUCUCAAGAAGUGUCCCUAUCGAGAAGGAUCUUAGUUGUAACAAAACUGUCUGAGGGUCAAUAAACAUAAACCCCAGAGUUCCUCACACAUUGCCGAGCUAGGCACAAUACAGUCUCAUAUAACCAUAAGAUCCGAGAAGAUCCGGGGUAGAAUAGGUCUUCAGCAACCCAUGCUUGCCAUAAAGGCGACUAUGCUUGUCGUAAGAGGCGACUAACGGGAUCGGGUCGUCAGGUGUGCUGACUUGGUUGAUGCAUGUCAUCGAUCCCAAUUGCGUGGAUCAAUGCUCAUGAUAUUAAUCACUGGUUUGUCUGGUCCCGACCCGAUUAUUUACAGGGUCUGUUAGCUCAAUAGCACAGUCCUCACUGACGUAUUGUACUAAUCAGGAAUAACGGAUACUCCUCAUCGGCGAUGUAACGAAAGGUUAAUCCUCUUCAAUAGUGAGAUGAGGUGAACUGGGGUUUAACGUCAACAUUAUUUAACUGAUCAAGCCGCAUCGAACAAAACUGAAAGUACACAUUCAAUUGUCACUAUUUUUUAAAGAGGUGAGGUGAGGAGAGAAGAGGCUGGUUGGUGUUUAACGUCGCGUUUAUGAUUAUUUCACUUGCAUACCGACGUGCAUGUACGCGUGUGUGCGGUUGUUUUUUAACUCGGUGUUUUGCGUGUGUGAUUCAACAUUACAAGAGUACAGUAACCAUGGUCCAGACACACAGUGUAUGAAAAUAUGGUGUAGAAGUUGAUUUAAAUUGACAUGUGAACACACAUAUAUAACACAUAAUCACUGCGGCUAACACAAUGUAUAUGCUGCAAUCAAAUUCACACUUACUUAAACGACAGACACACCAGGAACCAAGAGGCAAUAAUUAUUCUUGUUGCUGGCCACACAGAGACAGACACACAUUUCCCCAACACUUUGGUAGGAUUGGUUGGUUGGUUUAUUGUUUAACGCUUGGUGCAGAAUAGUUCAUGCAAAACAAGAAACUGUCACACUGUCCUGGUGGGAGAUGACACAGACUUGCUCGUCCUCCCUCUUCAUCAUGUUA